GCACGUUGUUGAUCAUAUUCAAAUGAGAGAUGACGAACAGUCUGGGUUCGCGCGUUGGAGAAGCUUCACGUACUUCUAAAAACUCUCUGAGAAUAGUGAAAAUUUUCAUUAAACCACGUGCCCUUGCCCAAAAACUUUUAUUUUUUUGUGACCUUGCCUUCUUGCUAUGCAUGGCAAAAUUCUCGAAGGAAGAGUGAUAUUCAGUUUGAGAUGAGAAACACGUGCAAGAAACCUCGAGCGUGGCUCGUAGGGAACAUUUGAACACAUUAACUUUCAGCAGUGCUCUCCAUCUCUGUGGCUUGGCCUACCACAUGAAAAUAAGUGAGAUUAUUUGUUUGGGCCCAUGCAGUUUGUGCAUCAGGUCUGCUUUGUUCACCAUGCUGUAACUAUUCUGGAUCCAAGGUGGCUGUGGAUCAAAUGUCCACCAUGAGCCACGUUUUCAACAUUUCCACGAGAUUGCACGGCGCUGCAGCGUUACCUUUCAGGAAGAACCACUUGGCCAAGAUUCCUUUUCUCUUCAAGAGAUGGGCGGGCACUUCCGUAUUCGACGCCGACAAAAUCUUUCACCACCAACGAGACAAGUCAUCUGUCACGCGAUUUCGGGCACGUUCACGUAGAAAAAAAUUCAAAUUUUUUUGGAGCCGGAUUUCAAGAACGGAAGAAUGGACUAUGCAGAUACAUCAAGACCGAAGUUAAUUUGCUGGUCAAAUAUUGAAACGAGAGACACGGCAAUCAAAGAAGAAAUACAAACGAUGGGAUUACACCACAAAAAAAAUCAAGAUAUGCCUAAAUAAACAGCAUCCCAUUCCAAAUGUUCCAACGUGAAAUCCCACAUGCGGCGUGGGGUUCAUCCAAAACAAGAGCAAGGCUGGAUCAGUGAACCGUUCCAAAGAAACAGCGGCUGUUCAUCAAGACGUUUCGACGAAUCGGGAGCUUCUCCGCCUAGCGGAUGCGUCCGCUUCUGGCUGAUUAUCGGGACCAAACGGUCUUGGAUGGAUUGUGACGCGGCCGCCAACCAACAACCACAAUGAACCAGCGGUUCCAGAUCAGACGGUUGUUUACGAUGCAGUGGCUCCUGAUGGCUCUCGCUUUUCUUCUAGUGGCUACCGCAUCCAAUCGCGAGCGAAGCGGCACGCAUCAGCAGUUCGUUCGCAAUAAUCAUCACCACAGACGGAACGGCAAUUCUACGUCGAGAAAUGCUGGCGGGAAACGAGCGGCCGUGCAAGUCACGUCACCGGUCCCCGACUCGUCGCCGUACCUCGCCAGCGACAACGCACCGCCAAAGACGAUCAUCUCCGUUCAGACGUCGCUCAACGGCAACAUCUUUAUGCAUUGCCCAGUGGACAUGACCGAGGACUUCCAGGUUUCUUGGGUGCGGCUACCCGACUGGCGAAUCGUUGCCUCCGGACGGAAUAUUUACAACAAGGACGAGCGGUUCCGAGUUUUGCAUGUCGAAGGCACCGACGAAUGGACGUUACAGAUCAAAUACGCUGCAUUGGUCGAUCAAGGCCUUUAUGAAUGCCAGGUAUCGACCGAAACGGGCAUCAUGAUUUAUUACUACAACGUCAGUGUCAUCGUGCCGGACACGUCAAUCAUCGGUGGCAGUGAAUAUCACGUCGACAUGGGCAGCGCUAUCCAGUUGACUUGCAUCAUCAGAAAUAUUCCUCAGGAGCCACAGUUUGUCUUUUGGUAUCAUAAUGACCGGAUGAUCAAUUACGACUCGAUUACUGACAGCAGCGGUUCCAAAACAGCGAUGGACGAUGCGAGUAGCAGUUCACCGUCCAGCAGCCGGACAAAAGCCAGGGCUCGUCCUCGAGUCGAGGUCGUCACUGAAAUAGAAAGCAAUUCAAUGACGAACGACGGCGAGCAACGUGAAGGUGCAGCAGAUCGAAGUGUCACUAGCCAGUUGACGAUACGUCACGUAACUGACGUGGAUUCUGGCAACUAUACCUGCGCUCCAUCCAACGCCGAACCGGCCAGCACCAUGGUCUACGUCUCUGAAGGAGAUGAUGCUGCUGCCGCUAUUCAAGUGAGUGUCGGAGAAACGACUAACGUCAGCGAUGUUGUUCCAGCUAAUUCAGCCGUUUCAGCGGCUUCGUCGCCCAUUUCCACGGCGUCUGCCGCCACGUCGUCCGUCACGUCGUCGCUUGCCGUUCUCGUUUUUUGCUGCCUGACGCUGGCCAAUUGUCACAUCGGCCGAAGAUGAUUCCCUUUCCUUCUUUACUUCCGGAACGAUGGAAACGAUGGAAAAUAAUACCGUACCAAAAAGUCACACACAAAAACAAAAACAAAUGAGAAGAAAAAUAUUCAAGAAACAGAUUGAAAUUUUUUUUUUAAAUUCCCUCGCGGGGUUGUUUUCCCGGGUGAUGGGAAAGAACAUAAAAAAAAAAAAUAAAUAACCUACCGGAGAAACAUACAAUUACAAUCAAGUGAUUCUAUUGUGUGUGUGGGUGUGUGUUGUGUGGAUUUUGAUCGUCCAUUCGAAUCGCAUUCUCGAGCUGUUUUGAAUGCCAAUCUCCUCCUCUAAUUGAUUUCAAAGAUAUAUUUAUAAACAAGUAUAUACAUAAUUAUUAAUGAUAAUGACAAGUAGCAUGGGGUUGCGAUUCCUCUGCUGACACAUGUACAAUCUGGUGUUGAUUGACCCAACAUUUCAAUUCAGUUGCAUGUCAAAACAAAAACACACUGCUAUCCCCUUUCGUUCUGAUUUUUCAUCAAUUGUGAAUCUCUUUUUGUUGUCCUCCACUAAUUGGGAUUCCAUUUAUGAUAUUUGUAUGUCUUCAUCUUUUUCAAAAGAUAGAUCCACAAAAAAUGUUGGUUGACUGAUUGGGGGAUGUGUGCAUUGUUUCAUGAAUCAGGUAACUUUAUUUUAUUUUAUUUUGUUUUAUAUCGUUGUGGUUUUUCUUUUUUGUUUUGUUUUGUUUUCACAAAAGAAAAAUGAAAAGAAACAAAAAAUGUAUUACUCGAGCCCAGAUCUAUUGUAGUAAAUGCAUGUCAUUUUGCUUAUCCAUCCUUAACGAUGGGUAGCUCAAAUAGUCUGCAACUAACUACUUUAGUACCUGAGGCAACUGCUAAAAAUUAAUAACCAGUGUUCAAAGAUGGCCGAAACACUGGCAUAUUGUAAAUUGACAAAUACUUUGUUUUCAUGACGUCGUUCAUUGUAAAGAAUGGACCGUCGUCUUUUUAACUACAUCCAAGGUGACUAUAUAUUCAAUUUGUUUCAGUUUUUCAAUAUUCACUGAUUGACAUGUGCUGAUUUAACAUACAAAACUAUAAGGAUUAUAAACAUAUAUAUUUUGCUUUUUCAAAUCUUUGAUUUCCAUGUAAACAGUUCACUACCCCUUCCCUGCUGUUUCCGAGACAUUUGUAAUUUCGACUUUUUUUUUCUCGUUUUUUAAUCACGUGUUCAUAUUUUCAUUCAUGCAUUUACGUUCAUUUUAUAUCAUUUAUUUACUUUAAUUUUUCUUUUGUUUCUUUUUUAAGUUUGCCCUAAAAAAAAAUGUGAAGCCCUGAUCACACGUCUCAACAGCGCGCAUAAUCUUCAUUAUCUGUGUAUCUGCUGCGUGAUGGUUGUCAAGUGCGGAGCAACAGCCAAUACAUUCUGACAUUCAAAAAGGA
Molecule: messenger RNA, 3615 nt
Organism: Daphnia magna
Lineage: Eukaryota; Metazoa; Arthropoda; Branchiopoda; Diplostraca; Daphniidae
Product: zwei Ig domain protein zig-8
Exons: 12
Coding region: 1028-2206 (392 amino acids)
Biological process (GO): synapse organization
Cellular component (GO): neuron projection membrane
Source: RefSeq, a predicted model, not a curated record